This is a messenger RNA of Chrysemys picta bellii (western painted turtle), 3057 nucleotides long. The record is from RefSeq and is a predicted model, not a curated record. NCBI's taxonomy places the organism in Eukaryota, Metazoa, Chordata, Testudines, Emydidae.
CGCUUCCGGCGUCGCCGUUGCCUGGUGACGGUUGGGGGCGGCUGCCGUUACGGGCGAGGCCCCGAGAGCUGGAGCGGCGCGGGCUCAGCCGGGCGGGCGCGACCCCGGAACAGCGGGUCGGGCCCGCGGCGCUGCCGGGGAAAUGAGUGACAGGAAAGCAGCAGGAAAAGCUGCAGCUCAGAAAGGUUCCAAACCAGCUUCACUGGUGAAGAAAUCAGGAACGGCAUCUAGAAAACCAGGUACGUUAAGCCAGCAAGCUGAGAGGAAAGGCACAGCUAAGGAAGAGAGCAGCUCCAAGCUCCCAAGGAAAUCCAGCAAUAAGCAGAAUGAGCCAGCCCUAAUACACAGCCCACAUAUAGAACUGAACUACAAAGAAAAGGCUGUGCUAACGUUGCAGUGUGCUUUCCGUCGCAUCCUGGCAUGUAGAGCAAGGGAGAAGCACCUUAAGGAGCGGAGAGAAUACACAGAGUUAAUGGAGCGCCUCCAGAGAGAGGCCUUCAUUGUGAUGGUGAAGAAAGAGCAGGAAGAAGCUGAACGGGAGAGAGAGAAAGAGGAAGAAAAAAAGAAGCAGCAGCGAGAAAUACAACAAAGGAAGAAACGGAUGCUGGAGGCGGCAUUUGAUGGGGAUGUGGAAGAGAUGAAGGCUGUGCUAAAGGAAGUGUCAGAUUUGGAUACUAAGAAUGGUGUGGGUACCGAUGAAAAAGGGAAGGCCAUGCGUCUCUCUAAUCACAUCAACAUGGUGGAGUGCACUGACGUCAAUGGGAACACCCCCCUUUCAGAGGCAGCAGGAGGUGGCCACCCCAACGCUAUCAAGCUGCUGAUAGAAAAUGGAGCCAAUCCCAACUGCAAGGGAGCUUUUGGCAGGACCCCUCUUUAUCGUGCUGCUUUUGGUGGUCACAUGGCUGCAGUGGAGACGCUUCUUCAAUAUGGAGCAGACCCCAGACUUUAUGCUGAUGAUGGCAACACGCCUGAACAAAUUGCUUCUUUGGACAGCUUGGUUGCCAUUCUGCACUCCUGGGACAUCAGCCUGACCGAGUUGAUGCUACAGAAGAUGGAGGCAGAACAGCAAAGAAGAGCCUUGCUGGAAAAGAAGCAGAAAGAAGCUGAGACUCACCGAAUGAACGAGGAGGUGGAGCAGCUGGCUAAAACGCAAGAGAGAUGUAACAAGGAGCUGCAGCAGGCCUACUGUGAACUGAACAGGAGAAUCACGGAGCAUGACAAGUGUCAGAGAAAGCAGAUGGUCAAUGCAGAGCUGACCCUGCAGGCAAUUGGUGAUGCAGAGAAGUUGGUGGAGACUCUACGUCUGGCCGCUGAGAAAGCAGAGGAGAAACUGUCCCUGGCCAGGCUUAGGUUGCGAGAACAGACUCAGGAAGGGGUGGGGGAUGAAUUCCAAGGGGUGAAGUGCUCCGUACAAGAGCUUGAUGAUGUGCUAUUGAAGGAUGUGGGAGGCAAAAUCCAUUCAGAUGGACGAUGGCCAUUAAUCAUUGAUCCAUCUGGGCAGGCUGCAACUUUCCUGCGGUAUCGAGACACAAAUUACUUGAAUACACUGAACCCAAACGAUAUGAACAUAGAGACCAUUCGACUGGCCUUGCUGGGAGCCCUCCGGUAUGGCAAGCCAGUGGUGUUUGACAUGAUGGAAGUGAACAUGUUUGAUGCCGUGAAGAGGCAGUUGGAGGGAAUAGAGUCUGGACUGGCAGAGGCAAUUCUGAGCAAGCAGAUACUGCAGAAUGAAAGAUGGAUUAUUCCAGGUAUAUUUUCAGGAGAUGUCGUACCUGCUUGGCUUCUCUUUCUGUCCGGAGAGGGAACAACCAAGAGAGAGCAAACAAAACCUUCCCCCUCCAGUUUUGAAAGUAUCUUUUUUCCUCAUUGGUCCUUCUAGUCAGGUGCCAACUAGGUUAUUUGACCUACUUAACCCCUUACAGGUAAGGCGAUUCAGUAUAGCUGUCAAGGAGGGGUUUUAUGCUACUCUUCUCUCUAUAUUUAUGACAUUCCCCUAAUAGCUUAUAGGAUGUAUUGUCAAUGUUCUGGGGAAUAUCAUGGUCCUGAUGUGUAGAAGGGGCUCUAUAAAUAUGUCAGACAAAAAGGAAUAAUCAGGGAUGGUGAGCUGGUAAUGGAAGAUGAUAGGGAAGCAGAGCUGCUCAAUGCCUUCUUUGCUUCAGUCUUCACACACAAAAAUAAUGUGCCCAGACAACCAACGAUGUUAUCAUAGACAAUAAAGGGGAAGGGAUGCAGAUCAGGAUAAGCAAAGAACAUGUCAGAGGUCUUUUGACUAGUUUGAAUGUAUUAUAUAGUCAGCAGGGCCUGAUGGUAUUCGCCCCAAGAUGCUGAAGGAAUUAACUGAAGAACUCUUGGAGCUGCUUGCAAUAAUAUUUGCAAAUUCUUCUUUGAGUGAUGUCCCCUUGGGUGCUCCACUGUAGGUGCAACAGCACCUUUGCAUCUGGAGUCAGAGAUCUUCCAUAGCAGUGCCCGUCAGACCUCACAUGCAUACCUCCCCUCUCUCGCGCUAUGCACGUGUCGUGUAUAUAUAGCGCUGUGCGGUCCGACCACCCUCAGUUCCCUCUCUACCACCUGCAGUCUGGAACAGAACACUUAGCAGAGCCCACAUUGUUAUUUAGAUAGUAUCUUACCUGUUUUUCUUCUCAUAGUUGUUAGUUCCUUACUUUCCCUUUUCUGUUUCUUCCUCCUAAAACAACAAAAAAGAAGUAUUAGUUCGUUCUCCUGUUUUCCGUCCUUCCCCUUAGGGAAGCUACAUCCUCAUCCUUAUGCCUGGUUCACCCGGGUUUAAGUGGUGUGUCUCGUGCAGAGCCGCCUUCUCUAUAACGGGCAGCAAUGCAAAGUGUAUCUGCUGCCUAGGAGUGGGACACGUUCCUCAGAAGUGUUCCCAUUGCCUGGGUUUGAAGCCGAGAGCCAGAAAGAACAUGGACCUUAAACUCAAAUUAAUUCUAGGACUGUUGAGUGAUUAAAAAAAUUAAUCACAAUUAAUCGUGCUGUUAAACAAUAAUAGAAUACCAUUUUUAUAAAUAUUUUUGGAUGUUUUCUACAUUUUCAAAUAUAUUG